AUGGCCCAACAACAGAAGCAAACUCAGAAAUCUCGAGGAGCUCAGAAGACUGCAGUCGAAGCUACCCAUCUUCUGACGGAUGAAUUGACUGACGGACAAGAAGAUGAAGCCUCUCCGUUUAUGCUCGUCGAAAGGUUGGAGGUAAGCUAAAAUCAACCGUAUCUAUUUUUACGAUUUUUAGCAAUUUGGUAUUCAUGCCACAGAUCUAAGGAAGCUGAGAGAAUCUGGGUUUCAUACCGUGGAAAGUGUCGUUUAUGCACCUCGGAAGGAUCUUCUAAAUGUUAAAGGAAUCAGUGAGCAGAAAGCGGAGAAAAUUUUUGUAAGUUUUCAUGUGUCUAUAUUGUCGUCAAAAUUUUCAGACGGAAGCAGCUAAAUUAGUACCUAUGGGGUUCACAACGGCAUCUGACGUCCAUUCAAAGAGAUCCGAAAUCAUUCAGAUUGAGACUGGCAGCCGCGAACUUAAUCGUUUACUUGGUGGUGGAAUCGAAACGGGUUCAAUUACUGAGGUGAGGUGAAUUACUUUAUUUGUUAUGAUCUUUAGAUUUUCGGCGAAUUCAGAACGGGGAAGUCCCAGAUUUGUCACACGUUAGCCGUAAUCUGUCAGUUACCAGUCGAUAUGGGAGGUGCUGAAGGAAAAUGUCUCUGGAUUGACACUGAAGGCACAUUUAGACCAGAGAGAUUGUUAUCCGUUGCUAAUCGGUAAGCUGGUUACUCCAAUAUUUAUAAUAUUUUGCUCCUUUAGUUUUAAAUUGUCUCCAAAAGAUGUUCUGGAUAAUGUUGCUUAUGCGAGAUGCCAUAACACCGACCAUCAGAUGCAAUUGUUGGUUCAGGCCGCUGCGAUGAUGUCUGAAUCAAGGUAUACUUUCAUAUUAUGGUAUUAUUCGCUGUUUCAGAUAUGCUCUUCUGGUGGUGGAUAGUGCAAUGGCUUUGUAUCGAACUGAUUACUCUGGUCGUGGCGAGUUGGCCGCUAGACAAAUGCAUCUGGCCAAGUUUUUGAGGGGACUGAUGAAACUUGCGGAUGAGGUUAGUAACUACUUUUCGAAUACUCUUAUUAAUUGCUUAGCCUUUUUAUUCCUUUAUCUUCAGUUCGGUGUGGCCGUUGUAAUCACGAAUCAAGUUGUCGCCCAAGUUGAUGGAAGUGGAGGAAUGUUCCAAGCGGAUCCGAAGAAGCCGAUCGGUGGAAAUAUCAUGGCCCACAGCUCCACGACCCGGCUUUAUCUGCGGAAAGGGAAAGGAGCCAAUCGAAUUUGCAAGAUUUAUGAUUCUCCAUGCCUCCCAGAGUCUGAAUGCACUUUCUCCAUCACAUCCAAUGGAAUCGACGAUCCCCAAGAAUAA
This is a messenger RNA of Bursaphelenchus xylophilus (pine wood nematode), 1335 nucleotides long. The record is from the annotation of a GenBank genome assembly. Lineage: Eukaryota; Metazoa; Nematoda; Chromadorea; Rhabditida; Aphelenchoididae.